Molecule: messenger RNA, 477 nt
Organism: Homalodisca vitripennis (glassy-winged sharpshooter)
Lineage: Eukaryota; Metazoa; Arthropoda; Insecta; Hemiptera; Cicadellidae
Exons: 3
Coding region: 117-392 (91 amino acids)
Source: RefSeq, a predicted model, not a curated record
UUCUGAGCUUCAGCUGUCUCUUCUUUCGUUUUGUUCUUCUUCUUGCAUCUGAGGAAAGGUCGAACUGGGUUGUUCCUUCUGUGAAAGUUUGAUUAAAAAUUAAUUAAUUGUAGAAAAUGAGUAAUACUCUUCGAAGGUUGGUGACACAGAGUGUGGUGAGGAACGCGAGAAGGGGACAUGACUAUGCCCCUGCCAACUUCAAGAAACCGACUAUGGAUGAUCUCCCUGUGCCCAGUGGCUCCUGGCAGGACCAUCACAACGCCAUGCAGGCCAAGUACAACAAGCAUUUAAUUCUUGGCACUGGAUUUUUUGUGGUCACGCUAAUUGUGGCAAAGGCGUCCGGCUUGUUCUACUUCAACUGGAACCCUCCACCAUUCCCCGUAAAGGACUGAGGAAUUAGUUAUCACAUUUAGUACCUAUUAAAAAUUACAUCCGUUAUGUUUUAAUUUCUAAAUAAAAUAAAUUAAAUUAAAGUUA